Molecule: messenger RNA, 3420 nt
Organism: Cyprinus carpio (common carp)
Lineage: Eukaryota; Metazoa; Chordata; Actinopteri; Cypriniformes; Cyprinidae
Product: signal transducer and activator of transcription 5B-like
Exons: 19
Coding region: 153-2513 (786 amino acids)
Biological process (GO): growth hormone receptor signaling pathway via JAK-STAT; response to peptide hormone; regulation of cell population proliferation
Molecular function (GO): RNA polymerase II cis-regulatory region sequence-specific DNA binding; DNA-binding transcription factor activity, RNA polymerase II-specific
Source: RefSeq, a predicted model, not a curated record
UGUCAGUGUAACGUUAGGUGUGUUCAGCUCAGAGUUACUGUGGUGUUUUUGUACAGGUGAGCUCAUGGAUUGAUAAACCCUGUCAAACGUUUAACGUCUACAAAUCAUCAUCAAAUCCUUCUGCUGCAGGUCUCCGUUAAUGCUAGCCAGAUAUGGCGCUGUGGAUUCAGGCGCAGCAGCUGCAGGGGGAUGCCCUGCUUCAGAUGCAGUCUCUCUAUGGCCAGCACUUUCCCAUCGAGGUGCGCCACUAUCUAGCACAGUGGCUGGAGGCUCAGCCGUGGGAUGCCAUCGACCUGGAGAACCAGCAGGAGGAGUUUAAAGCAAAACGUCUGCUGGAUGGUCUGAUCCAGGAACUGCAGAAGAAGGCAGAGCAUCAGAUGGGUGAAGAUGGUUUCCUGUUAAAAAUCAAACUGGGUCAUUAUGCCACACAGCUGAAGAGUUCGUAUGACCCUUGCCCUCUGGAGCUUGUGCGGUGUGUUAAACACAUCCUGUACACCGAGCAAAGACUUGUACAGGAAGCAUCCAACGCCAGCAGCCCGGGGUCAGGUCCGGUAGAUGGGACCCCUCAGAAAUAUCAGCAGAUCAACCAGACGUUUGAGGAGCUACGUGUUAUGACACAGGACACAGAGAACGACCUUCGCAAGCUGCAGCACAGUCAAGAAUACUUCAUCAUUCAGUACCAGGAGAGCUUAAGGAUACAGGCUCAGUUGAGUAGUUUGGCCAGCAUUCCUCCAGCUGAGCGUGUUCAGAGAGAAUCGGGUCUGCAAAGCAGGAAGUCCACACUAGAGGUCUGGCUCACACGAGAGGCCAACACCUUACAGAAAUACAGACAGGAACUGGCAGAGAAGCAUCAGAGGACUCUAGCUCUGUUGAGGAAACAGCAAACCGUGAUCAUAGAUGAUGAACUGAUUCAGUGGAAGAGACGACAGCAGCUCGCAGGCAAUGGAGGACCAUCAGAGGGAGGACUGGACAUACUGCAAGCCUGGUGUGAGAAGUUGGCUGAUAUGAUCUGGCAAAACAGACAGCAGAUUCGCAGAGUUGAACACCUGACACAGCAGCUGCCCAUUCCCGGACCCACGGAAGAACUGCUCACUGAACUCAACGGUAUUGUCACAGACAUCAUAUCAGCACUCGUCACCAGCACAUUUAUAAUUGAGAAACAGCCUCCUCAAGUGCUGAAGACUCAAACCAAAUUUUCGGCAACGGUUCGCUUGCUGGUCGGAGGGAAACUCAAUGUCCACAUGAAUCCUCCACAGGUUAAAGCCACCAUCAUCAGUGAACAGCAGGCCAAGGCUUUACUAAAGAACGAAAACACACGCAAUGACAGCAGUGGAGAGAUUCUGAACAACAACUGUGUGAUGGAGUACCACCAAACCACUGGCACCCUGAGUGCACACUUCAGGACCAUGUCUCUGAAGCGUAUAAAGAGGUCAGACCGCCGUGGGGCGGAGUCAGUGACUGAAGAGAAGUUUACGGUUCUGUUUGAGUCUCAGUUCAGUGUGGGAGGCAAUGAACUUGUGUUUCACGUGAAGACAUUAUCCCUGCCUGUUGUGGUCAUCGUUCAUGGGAGUCAAGACAAUAACGCUACAGCGACAGUUCUUUGGGAUAAUGCUUUCUCUGAGCCAGGUCGAGUGCCAUUCGUGGUGCCUGAUAAGGUGCUGUGGCCGCAGCUGUGUGAGGCUUUGAACAUGAAAUAUAAAUCGGAGGUUCAGAGCGACAGAGGCCUGUCAGAAGACAAUCUGGUGUUCCUCGCUCAGAAAGCCUUCAGCAGUUCCAGCAACAACCCUGAGGACUACUGCAACAUGACCAUCAGCUGGUCUCAGUUCAAUAGGGAGAGUUUGCCGGGCAGGAACUUCACAUUCUGGCAAUGGUUUGAUGGCGUCAUUGAGCUCAUGAAGAAACACCUGAAGUCUCACUGGAAUGAUGGAGCGAUUCUGGGUUUCCUGAACAAGCAGCAAGCUCAGGACAUGUUGAUGUCCAAACCGAAUGGUACAUUCCUUCUGCGCUUCAGCGACUCUGAGAUCGGCGGCAUCACCAUUGCAUGGGUCGCAGAAAACCCAAACAAAGCAGGAGAACGGAUGGUGUGGAACCUGAUGCCCUUCACUACUAAAGAUUUCUCCAUCCGCUCUCUGGCUGAUCGGAUCAGUGAUCUGAACCAUCUGCUCUUCCUCUAUCCCAACCAGCCGAAAGAGGAAGUCUUCUCCCGUUACUGCACACCUCCGAACUCAAAAGCAGUGGGGGAUGGAUACGUCAAACCAGAGAUCAAGCAGGUGGUGAAGGUUGAGUUUUCUUCACCUAAUCCUGAACCAUCUCCCGGGAAUUCCUUCAUGGAGCAUGCAGCAUCACCCACUGUCAAUCAACACCAUAACUUCACAAUCUAUCCAUCAAUGAAUGACCCCAUGUUAGACACGGAAGGUGAAUUUGAUCUGGAAGAGACCAUGGACAUGGCCCGACAGGUGGAGGAGUUCCUGCGUCAGCCCAUGGAAACCCAGUGGAGCGGUCAACAGUCAUGACCUUUAACCUUGUGAUCUCUUAUGAGAACUACACAAAACUCAGUGGUUCCAUUCCAUAUUUUUAUCUUAACAAAUGUGAAAUGCUAUGUUUGUCAAAGUUGAUCAAUGGAUGUGUAACUGCCUUUGCAUUUUAUAUAUAGUUUGAUGUAUAAUUUCCCAUCAUUAACCACCGAAGAACAAUAGACUAUCAGUUGCAGUAAUACACUUCUAUUUGGCUGGAUAUAAGCGGCUACUUUACUAGCCCAGUUUGGAUUUGACACUUUUAUUGCCCUUUAUCUGGAUUGUUAUAGUCAUGUUAUAAAAAUCUUCUUGAUCAAAUCUUUAAGUCCAGUCACACAGUUGGCCAAUUGAAGACAUUGAGCUUUCAGUAUUCUGUCUUUUCAGUUUGUCCACCUACAGUUAGAAUGCUUUACAGCUGUAUUCAGGGUUGCCAGGUCAGCGAAACAAAACCAGCCCAGUUGCUAUUCAAAACUAGCCAAGUCACAGUUUUCCCACGGUUUUCACCUGCUCCAUGAGGGUGGAGGGGGACUCGGCAGCCCUGGCUGCAUUGUGUCAUUUGUGCACCUUGUGGCACUACACAGAAUUGCGUAUUGUAUAACUGGUGCUGUAUGUAUAAUUGGUUUUCUAAUGUCUUUAAUUGUCUACCAAACAGGCAGUCCUGGCUAUCCUGGUUGACAUUAGCAUGGAGAUAUUUCUCCCCAACUUUAGUAACAGCAUCCCCUAGCAUUGAAAAUUUAUGAAAUUUAGCAUGUCAAUAUCCAUGCGUUCCAAAGAAUUCACACUUUAAAGGGGUCCUAUUAUGCUCAUUUACAAAGUCUUGAUUUUGUUUUGGGGGUGUACUAGAACAGGCUCUCAUACUACGCUGUUUGAAAAACACAUUAUUUUUCACAUAUUUUACAUUAUUACA